Molecule: messenger RNA, 2699 nt
Organism: Frieseomelitta varia
Lineage: Eukaryota; Metazoa; Arthropoda; Insecta; Hymenoptera; Apidae
Product: zinc finger protein chinmo-like
Exons: 9
Coding region: 41-2116 (691 amino acids)
Molecular function (GO): protein binding
Source: RefSeq, a predicted model, not a curated record
CACGGGGCGGCAGUGACGGGCGUGACGUAGACGGAGGAGGAUGUACGCCCCUGUCGGCGAGGGCCACGGCAACCAAGAACCAUCCCUGGUCAAUUCAUGGUGGCUUCAUCCGCCAGCUGGACGAACCGUUGGGCACGAGCGUGAUCAAGAAGGAAAAUAUCUACUUGAAGGUGGCAGAGACAGGGGUGGCGAAGGUCACGGGGUCGGGCCUAGGGGUGGCAUCAUGGACUCUCAUCAGCAGUUCUGUCUCAAGUGGAAUAGUUUCGGCAGCAACCUAGCGACAGCGUUCUCGAAUUUGUUCAAAAGCGAGAGUCUUAGCGAUGUCACCCUGUUCUGCGAGGGAGUAACGUUCAAGGCGCACAGGUUAAUCCUCGCGGCAUGUAGCAAGCACUUUCAAGAGCUCUUCGAAGGAAUGCCCGCCUCACCCGCCGGUCUGAUCGUUAUUCUCGACGGAACGAGUGCCCACAAUAUGGCGUCCCUUCUCGAAUUCAUGUACCGUGGAGAGGUACACGUGUCCCAGGAAUCCCUGAGCUCUUUCCUCAAAGCAGCCGAAUGCCUUCAAGUAAAGGGUCUGUCCAUCGAGCACGAGAAGCUGGCGGUAGCGCAGAGGCACGCUACGGAGAACAAUAACUCGUCGACGGACGUCGGGGGUGCUGCCGGUGGUAGUAGCAAUGGCGUUGGUAGCAGCGAUAACGGUGACACCGGAAUCGGGAGUGCGAGCGGAAACGUCGAUGGUAGCGGUAACGCAGCCGGUAAUGCCGGCGGUGUCGUUGGUGGCGGUAUCGGCGAGGUGAGCGACGUGGGCGACAUCAUGAAGAGAACCCCCACACCGGCACCGUCGCCCGCCGCUGCCUACACCGUGCCCAGUCUCAACCCUCACUAUUACGAAAGCCCGCCGAAAAUGCUGAUGAGAUCGCCCAGCGACGUCGAUACUUUGGGAAGGGCGAGCGUGUUGCGCGAUGGCACUGCCUUCCGGCCCGCAUCAGCGCCACAUCCGCUUCUGGAGAACCACUUCUACCAGCCGUUCAUCUACCCUUCAGAAACGCCUGCACAUCCUCACACCGCACCGCACACACCGACAGAAUUGGAACAGGAAUUAGAACGAGCGAGGUCCGAGGAACGUAGCAAUUGCGAUCUCAAGGAAAGUGUAGCCGAAGAUCUUCGAAUAAAGCAAGAACCAGUGGCGAUGACCGAUCGGGAAAGGGCAGAUAAAUUGGCAGAAAGAUUGUCGGGCGAAGUUUAUUCCAGUGGAAGGGGGUUCGAUGGUGGCCAUUACGGCUCAAACUCGAAUCACAUUCAACACGGAGCGCAAGUUGGCCAUGCCAUAAUGCCCCUGCCACCCGCUCAUCCUCCAACUCCUGAUCUCAGUCCUGCACCCACCACACCCGCUAUGUGGAAUACGAAACUUAACAAGGCUGGUACUGUCUCCACUCCCGAUGAUUUAGACAUGUUGCCAACCGAAGGACUCAGAAAAGCGAAAAAGCCGAUCAUGGCGGUUGCAAUGAAUUCUUUCGAUAGUUGGCUCAGCAAGAAAUUACAAGCAUUAAAUACUGACGAAGGUGUGUUUGGAUCGUACAUCAAGGGAAUCUUAGAAGGUGAUGAGACUGAGGACGAGAAGACCGAAGCCCUUGAAGGCAUACUCGCUGGCAUAACGGACGAUAACAUCAGCAAACAUGUGAAGGAAAUUUUGAAAGCUUGGACCGACUAUCUACCUGUCGAAGAGGUUGCUGCUGCAAAGGAGCCAUUGGAAGACGUAGAUGUCAGAUUGGCGCGAAUGUUGGAAUCUCAGUCCCUACCGACCACGACACAGAGAAGUUACACGGAGGAAGAAAGGAGAAUAAGAGAAGCUAUUCUUGCACAAUACAGUCAGAUGUCAGAGGAGGAGAACAGCGAGGGAGAUGGAGAGGAGGAUGGUGCCAGCGGUGGAGACUGCGGUAUUGAGAGAAAUACGAAUGUGUCUAAUAUAAUACAACAGGAAAGGGAAAAGAGGGAACAGGCUAAAUUGGAGAGUCAGAAGAAAAAGGAGAAAGACAAGGAAGACCGUGAGAAACAGAAACAGUUAAAAGAGGAGAAGAAAGAAAAACGAAAAACACAAAAAGGAGAGAGAAGAAGGUAGCAUUGGGACAAGAGGACUUUCAAUUUUACCUCAAGAGUUAAACUAAUCAAAUGCAAAUCAGCAUACAUAUACAUCUACAUUUAUUCUCAUGCAUGCAAUGUUCUCCACCAUUUAUUUAAAUUAUUUACCGAUUCUUUACUAGGAAUUUAUGUAUGUAGAAUACAUAUCCUCAGAGAACAGGAUAUCAGACAACUAUCAAAAUAUCACGUCUCUUGCUACACAAUGUUAAUUAUGUGUUAACUCUAUCAUAUGUAUAUGUAUGUAAUAUUGCAUCCUGUGCCUUCUAUCUGUUGAGAAUCUCUCUGAAACGAUGUAAUCUUCUUUAAGAUAUUUUCUAUAUUCUCGUUCCUUUCUAUUUUUUUUUCUUUUUUUUUGUAAAAUUUUCCUCUGCGCAUUUAAAACAUUGCUUUUAAUCAAUGUUAACGUGAGACGAUAUUACAAUCAUUAAAUUGUAAAACAAUGAUAACCCGAAUAUGGACGAAUGAUUUAUACUUGUUAUUCUUCACAAUGUAUGUUCCUUCCUUUCAUCAUAUAAAUUAUGUAUUUAAUAUCAAUACACUAAAUAAACAACUGUCCGAAUAAA